AAAUUACCGUCGCGUCCUGGCUCCGAGUCGAUCAUCUUCACUAUACUCCAAGUCUCCAUACACCCUCCUCAGCAUUGAAAGUCCUUAUAUCCGUAUCAAGACACGUUACCUAUGUCAUUAAGUACGGACACUACUGAGAUAUCCGUUUUCAUACAGGAGGAUUGCCUUCGUCAUCGAUUUAUUCGGUCAAAGGAUGUUUCCAACAUUGUGGAGCGACCAGAGCGUUUGCGCGCAGUGAAUAUCGGAAUUUCAGCAGCAAUUUCCAGACUGGAGUCUGUUUCCUCUGGCUUCGACUCUUCAAAUGAACCCGUGAUUCCGACGGAAUCAAAGUCAGAUAUCGACCUAACCGACGACCUCACAGCUGCAUUAGACAAACUCAAAUUGGCAAGUUCAUCAUACCCAACGCCACUUCCUUUGAACCUCGUCAAGAGCAGUGCGAAGGUUGAACUUCUCAACAAUCCUGCUGUGAAAUUCGUCCAUGGCGACAUAGAUGGAGACAUGUAUCUAGAAAAUCUCAUUAAAUGGUCGAAGGAAAGCCGAGACAGAAUUGCUCAAGAUGGAACUGAGAUUCCAUCUCCAUUAUCACAAGGCGACCUUAUAGUGUGUCCAGAAUCUAUCGACGCCAUCCAAGGCGCACUGGGAGCUUCAUGCGAAGCUGUCGACGCCGUCCUUGGUGGAGUUGGAAGUAACAGCCUUACUUCCCGAUCGAAACGUGCAUUUGCUGCGGUUCGACCUCCUGGUCAUCAUUGUGGCGAGGAUACGCCUUCAGGCUUUUGCUUCGUCAACAACGUCGCUGUUGCUGCAGCACAUGCGCACUUGAAGCACGGCAUAAAUCGUGUCGUUAUCCUGGACAUCGAUCUACAUCAUGGAAACGGAACUCAGUCAAUCGUAUGGCAGAUCAACGAAGAAUCCUACCGUAAUACGAUCGAGGCUUCGAAUGGUUCGCAAGCAGCGAAGAUCGGACCUCAAAUAUUCUACGGGAGUUUACAUGACGUCCUUUCGUAUCCUUGUGAAGAUGGAAAAGCGGAACUAGUACAAGCAGCUUCAGUAUCAAUACAUGGGCCACAUGGACAGUACAUUGAGAACAUUCAUCUACAGACGUAUCAAUCAGAAGAAGAAUUUUGGGAGAGGUUAUAUAAUCAGCGAUACUCGAAGCUUCUGAAGAAAGCUGAGAGUUUUAUAGAAGAGACUGGGGGUCCUAGUAGUGAUGUUCUCGUAUUCGUCAGUGCCGGGUUCGACGCCAGUGAACACGAGCACCAGUCGAUGCAACGUCAUCAACGACGUGUCCCUACGUCGUUCUAUUAUCGUUUUACCCGAGAUGCUUGCAAGUUCGCAGAUCGCGUCGCUCAAGGCAGAAUCAUCAGUGUUCUAGAGGGAGGGUACAGCGACCGUGCUCUCAUCAGUGGCGUCAUGGCCCAUUUGAUUGGGUUGGCGAGUGAAAAAGAAGAUGCGAUUGAUGAGGAAUGGUGGAACACUCAAAAUCUCGCAGCACUCGAGUCAACAACGAAGAAACGAAGGGGUGGUCGACCGUCACACACGAAACUUCCGGCUCCGUGGCUUCAGCGCACGCUAGAGGUCCUCGCAACCAUCGACUCGUCUCCCCCUCCCACCAAACCUGUCAUCCCUCCUUCCUCUAUGUCCCUACGAGGGCGCCAGAAGCGUGCAAGCUCGGGCAAUGAUUCAACUGGAAGUAUUGUCAAAGAUCUUGCAUCGAAAUCACUGAAGGCGGAAUCGAAGUCAAACAACGAGGACCUGCAAAAAGCUUCGAUAACAGAAAUCAUUGGAGAUACAUCCGACAGUCUCUUGUCCGAUGUAUCAGAGAAGUCAAACGGGCAAGUCCAGGGGAAGAAGUUACCUCGAGUUAUUCUCAAGCUAAGUCCAAAACCAGAAUCUGAAUCAUAGAACAGAAGAUAUAUGCCACAUUCAUAUACCCUAUACCUUGCUUCUAUAUGUACUUUUACGAGGUUAUCAUGUGCAACACGAUACCAACUUAACUGAUCAAUCCAGAGUAUCUGACGGGCAGGGCUGUCGGCGAACUCAUUAGCAAGCAAUACGCCUUGAGCAUACGUCGAUGCAUCGGACACCAUUAAUACCGAACAUA
Somion occarium is the source of this 2101-nucleotide messenger RNA. The record is from the annotation of a GenBank genome assembly. Lineage: Eukaryota; Fungi; Basidiomycota; Agaricomycetes; Polyporales; Cerrenaceae.